UUGUAUUUGUGCGUUUAUAGAUUUCUUUUAAUUUGAAUUAGUUGAAAGUGAUAAUUACUGUAAUGGCUGAGGGUGAACCUGCAGCAGAACCUAAGAAAGUAGUCCAUAUAUAUCCAUUAGUUGAGAACUCGGACAUGAGUGAAGAUAUGAAGAACGAAGCAAUCGAAUUAAUAGUUACAGCUUGUGAAAAAUAUUCUACUAAUAAUGAGCUAGCAGCAAGUCUUAUAAAAGAACAACUAGAUAAAAAGUUCGGCCCUUCUUGGCAUGCCAUAGUAGGUGAAGGCUUCGGAUUUGACAUUUCUUAUGAAUGCAACACUCUUUUAUAUCUAUUUUUUGGUGGUAAUGUAGGAAUAUGCAUAUGGAAAUGUUGAUAAUUAAAAAAAGUCUGAACAGAGUUGAAGUCUGAACAUCAGUAUAUGUCUUCGUAUGAUCUAGUCCUAAAUGAAUAAAUCAUUUGAUAUUAAAUUAUAAAUACAUAUCCCCAAGGGAUCUGUUUGUUUUAAACUUCAUAACAUUGUUCAUGAAUUGUGAUCAUUUUUAUUGAAAAUAUUUUUAAAUCUAGUGUACCUAGUGUUUAUAAAACUUAAGAUAAUGGUAAUGAUAAGUUCCAGUAAGGAGAUCAUUCCAUAUAAUUUAGUGCUAAUUCAUGCAUUAAUACUUAACUAAAUAGUUAAGAUUUAAGAUAAAAGCGAAAUAUUUCAUUUUAUUCCAAGAUAUAGUAAUGUUAAGCCUCGAAGC
Nezara viridula (southern green stink bug) is the source of this 738-nucleotide messenger RNA. The record is from the annotation of a GenBank genome assembly. NCBI's taxonomy places the organism in Eukaryota, Metazoa, Arthropoda, Insecta, Hemiptera, Pentatomidae.